Alternaria arbusti is the source of this 909-nucleotide messenger RNA. RefSeq lists its product as uncharacterized. The transcript is spliced from 2 exons. The record is from RefSeq and is a predicted model, not a curated record. NCBI's taxonomy places the organism in Eukaryota, Fungi, Ascomycota, Dothideomycetes, Pleosporales, Pleosporaceae. The coding region runs from base 1 to 909 and encodes 302 amino acids.
AUGAAUCAGAAUGACGACCUCGCGAAUAGUGCGGCGUCUCCUUCAGGUGGCUCAGGCUACACGCUGAGUCACAUCGUCAGUCACGGCGGUGAUAACCCUGCUCAAGUCCAAGACUAUCAGCGGUCAGAUGAACUGACUCGCAACGGACUGCGCGCUGAGGCAGCGUUCAAUACACCCAUGGUCCAGCUGAUCAUCAAGGACUUCUGCGACUUGAGCGAGCGACUGGAGCAGAUCGGGGCCAUGGUUCCCACACAGAGUGGCCUACAUUACUGGGUUAGCGACUCCGCCAACGGAAGCGGUAUCAUCGUCGCCGAGUGUGUCGAACUCUUGAGGUACGCGCCCGGAUACACCGUGCGCGUUCCGCGUGACGUGCGAUUAGCAUUUGAAGCCCUCAACACCCUCGAACUCGUAAACCAAGCUAUGUAUCACAGCCUCUCGGGGUAUCUACGAUACCUCGAAGCCCAACAGCCGGCGCAGGCUCUCCAAGCUUACCAACCACCACCACCACCACCUAUACUACUUAAACGCCAGGACCAGAUCGUUGUACCGCAAGGACCUAGAACAUCCGGCGUUCGUUCCAGUGGUUCCGCUGGUAUCCAUCGGUACGAGUGGCCAGAGUCUCGUAAACUUGCCUGGCUUUGCAUCACCCCACGUAUGGUUCUACCUGAGAAGGCUUUAGAAUCCUCAUACUGUUCAUUCAACAGCGUAGCGCUAUGGGAUCAUGUUGACGUCCGACUGAUUGGACCCAAUAUCGAGGUGACUCUUGUGGAGAUCGCUGCGGUGGGCUACUUAAUCCAUCCCCUAUGCGCGCAAAAUGAACUGACGAAGGAUGCAGUUCUUUCCUCGAGCAGCCUCAUGUUGGAGGGCUAUCUGGAAGCGCUUCGAAGCGAGCGGAUGGAAUCUUCAUAA